AUGGCAAAUGUGCUGUGGCGCUCCGCUGGCUUCGCUUGCUCCGCUCGAAGUAGCAGGUGGUUUUCUUAUGGACUGGUCGCAUGGCGCAAGGCAUGGGGUUCCAACACCCAGGUCGGAUCAGCCAAUGUGCGCUUUGCAUCUGCAGAGACAGCCCGGGCCCAGGUGCGAUUUUUUCUUCGCAACGCUGGUCUGGAGGAGGAGGAGUUGCGUUCCGGCCUGUUGCGGCAUCCGGAGCUUCUGGAUGCUGAUCCAACAAGCUUGGAGGCGUCUGCCUUGGUCCUUCGGGAAGCCUUGGGCGAGCAGUUUACUGGGACUCUUCGUGACUGUCCCGAGGCCCUGCUGUGCGACCAGAAGGACCUGCGGGACUUCGUGGAAGUCUUUGAGCAGUGGGAGAUUCCACUGGCAAAGGUGCUGCGGCGGUCCCCCCGGAUCCUGCUGCGGAAAGCCCAGGAGAUGAUGCAGCUGCUGGCGUUUCUGCAAGAUGAAACGCUGCUGGGCUCGGUGGGGCGGGAAGCUGGGGGAAGUUUGGAGAAUAUCAAUUUUGGAACCUUUGGAACUUGGUUUUUGCUGGAUUGCAAUAUCACCCCAUCCUUCAAGAUGAGGAAGGCCAGCAAGGCUUAUGAAGAGCUGGUGGCCAGUCAGUGCAAGGUGCUGCAGGAGGUACUUCUCAGGCAGCAUCACUUGGAACUGGCUGCCUUGCGCCGCGAGCUUACGCGUGAAGCCACAGAAGUUUCAGCUGAAGGGUUGGAAGAAACGGAUGCAGAGGAGGAAUCCGAACCAUCCACGGUGCAACUGAGGUGGAAUCGUUUGACCCAAAAGCUCCUUUACGAGCAAGAGUGGUUGGAGAAUGUCACAGGACUGGAUCCAGUUGAGAAGGAGAGUACGCAGCACCAAGACCUUCACAUGCGUCGUGCGUGGCACUCUUCCAUGAUGAACCGCAAACGUUCACGAACGAUGCGCUUUUCGAUGGGUCCUGGGAAUCUGCACCUGAAGAUCAACGAAGCGCAAACAGAUGAUUCGAUGCUGCAGAGGUUCGUGGUGAGGCCACAGAACAACCUGCAGUUGGCAUGGUCCAUCAUGGCCUGCAUCCUCAUCAUGUGGGAUAUGAUCACCAUCCCUCUGGAGUUUUUCGACGCCAAAGAGCUGGCAGACGUCCAAAGUGUGGUGAACAUUUUGACCUUCGUUUUCUGGGUCAUCGAUAUGCCCUUGAACUGUUUCUUCGGCGUCCACCGCAACGGCGUUGUCGAGCUGAGACCCCAGGCUUUGUUCAGUCUGUACUUGCGCUCCUGGUUCGGCGUGGAUUUGUUGAUUAUCUCCAUCGACAUUGCCAGAUUUAUCGCAGAAGCAGCGUUCGGAGGCACCAUGUCCACCACUUUGACCUCGGGUCGCUACUUGUGCCGCGGCUUCCUUGAACAAAUGGCGCGUAUGCGCGCGUUGCGAAUUUUGCGCCUACUGCGUUUGACGCGAAUUGGAAAGCUCCAGAAGAAAUUCAGCAUUUUGGCGACCCGGUUCUUGUCCACCUACGUCUUCAUGAUCUUGAAGGUGGUGUGGACCCUGACGUUGAUGCUGGCCAUCAACCAUAUCAUCGCUUGCUGUUGGUAUGGCGUAGCAACCCUCACGGAGGAUGGCUCCACCUGGCUGGCACAGGUGGAUACCGGCAGGGUCAACGUCUACGAUCUCUAUGUAGCAUCACUUCACUGGUCCCUGACUCAAUUCACACCUUCGACCAACAACAUCGCACCAGCCAAUGGUCUUGAGCGCAGCUUCGCAGUCUUCGUGAUUUUGUUGGCCAUGGGCUUCUUUUCCUCGUUCGUGGGUUCCAUCACCUCCACGGUGAACUCGUUGCGGCACAUCCAGGCAGCCAAGGUCAAACAGCAGGACACCCUGCUGCAGUUCUUCGUAGAGCGGAACAUGUCCUUGGAUCUGUACAGCAAGGUGCAGGAAGUCAUCAAAACGGAAAACUUGGCAGAGGUCAGGCUACAUGAGACGGAGGUGGCUUUAGUGAACAGCUUGCCUGAACGAUUUCGCAUGCAGCUCCAUGAGGAGAUGUACAUGAACUCCUUGCUGAAGCUGGAGUGCUGGCCUAGAGAUAUGGCUAAAGACGUGCUGAUUGAGACCGACAAUGAGGCUUUCUUGCGACAGAUUUGUCAUCAUGCCAUGUCGGAGAGCGUUCUGAAGCGAGGGGAGGAUCUCUUCUUGCCUUUGAAGGAUUGCGAUCAUGUCUACUUCGUUGAGCAGGGAUACGGAUUGAAAUAUGCAUCGCAUGGUUACUCAACGGUUGUGAUGCCGGGUGACAGUCUCUGUCUCCCAGCGAUUUGGGCUGAAUGGCACUACUGCGGUCGCUGCACGGCGGAGUUCGGCGCAGGAUAUGUCACUCGAGUGAAUGGAGAGACCUUUGCAAAUCUGGCGAUGAAGUUUUCAGGAGAAGUCGCUCGCUAUUUGCAAAUCUUUGGAAUUCUUCUGAUUGGCGCUCUUGAGUGUGAUGUCGACGCUGACGACCUGUGUUUCAACGCGGAGAAAAUGGAAGCUUUGGCCUCGCGCGCCCACAUUUUUGCACAUGCCAGCGCCACACAAACCCAUGGUAGCCUGUUCGAGAAACCCGUGUCCCGAGACAAUUUGCCCGAUUUGUCCCCAAAAGGGAAAUGGAAGGGAGGAUUUAUCUGA
This is a messenger RNA of Cladocopium goreaui, 2664 nucleotides long. The record is from the annotation of a GenBank genome assembly. NCBI's taxonomy places the organism in Eukaryota, Dinophyceae, Suessiales, Symbiodiniaceae.